AUGACCCCUACAGACCUCUUUGGAACCAACAAUUUAAGCACUUUGACACUGAAGUCCAAGGCGAUCUAUUUAGCAGAGAACCGAACCAUGGAAAUUUACAUGGGAGCCACAUCUCCAGUACUGUGCAACAGCACUUACUCUUAUUUGUGCAACGAAAGCAAACCUCUGGGCCUGGCGGAUAAAUCGGAACACCAGCAAUACAUCGUCGGCCUGUUCUUGUCGUGCCUCUACACAAUAUUCCUUUUUCCUAUCGGCUUCGUGGGGAACAUUCUCAUUUUAGUGGUGAACAUCAGCUUCCGCGAGAAGAUGACGAUCCCAGACCUCUACUUCAUCAACCUCGCCAUGGCGGACCUCAUUUUGGUCGCCGACUCCCUCAUCGAGGUCUUCAACCUGGACGAAAAGUAUUAUGACAUCACCAUUAUCUGCACCUUCAUGUCCCUGUUCCUCCAGAUCAACAUGUACAGCAGCAUCUUCUUCCUGACGUGGAUGAGCAUCGACCGAUACAUUGCGCUGGCCAAAGUCAUGAGGUCCAACAUCUUCCGCACCAUGGAGCACGCCAGGUUAAGCUGCGGCCUCAUCUGGCUGGCGGCCAUCUCUGCGGCGCUCGUGCCCUUCACGGUGGUGCAUUUCCAGCACACCGGAGAGAUGCACUUUUGCUUUGCGGAUGUCAAGGAAAUCCAGUGGCUAGAAAUCACCCUAGGGUUCAUCAUCCCUUUCACCAUCAUAGGCCUUUGCUACUCGUUGAUUGCCCGAGUCCUGGUCAGAGCUCACAAGCACAGGAGUUUGCGGAUACGCCGGCAGAGAGCUCUCCGGAUGAUUUUCGUGGUGGUCCUUGUCUUCUUCAUCUGCUGGCUUCCCGAGAACGUCUUCAUCAGUGUACAGCUUCUCCAAAAGACAGAACCGGUCCCAUCCCGGAGCCAGUCCUUCCGACACAGCCACCCCUUGAUGGGACAUAUUGUCAACCUCGCCGCCUUCUCCAACAGCUGCCUGAAUCCCCUUAUCUACAGUUUCCUAGGUGAAACUUUCAGAGACAAGCUGAGGUUGUAUAUCGAACAGAAGGCCAAAGUAUCAGCUCUGCAUCGGUUCUGUCAAGCGACCCUGAAAUCGGUCGUUCCCGACAGCACAGAGCAAUCAGAAGUUUAA
Messenger RNA from Euleptes europaea (tarantolino), 1143 nucleotides. RefSeq names its product G protein-coupled estrogen receptor 1 (gene GPER1). Gene Ontology annotation, molecular function: G protein-coupled receptor activity. Gene Ontology annotation, biological process: G protein-coupled receptor signaling pathway. The record is from RefSeq and is a predicted model, not a curated record. The coding region runs from base 1 to 1143 and encodes 380 amino acids. Lineage: Eukaryota; Metazoa; Chordata; Lepidosauria; Squamata; Sphaerodactylidae. Gene Ontology annotation, cellular component: membrane. The transcript has a single exon.